Molecule: messenger RNA, 1773 nt
Organism: Cantharellus anzutake
Lineage: Eukaryota; Fungi; Basidiomycota; Agaricomycetes; Cantharellales; Hydnaceae
Exons: 5
Coding region: 1-1773 (590 amino acids)
Source: RefSeq, a predicted model, not a curated record
AUGUCCGACAGCAAACAACUUGAUAGAGAAUAUUUCAUAAAGAACAAAGACCAGCGACGCACUUGGAACAUGGCCUAUCUUCUAGGUCUGGCUGAGGAAAAGCCAUUGCCAAAGAGCCGUCGUGAAGCGGUCUAUCAUUUUAUCGAAAAUGGACAUCUCAACUACCUUCCAGAUGAUUCAGACACAGUUUCAAAUGUUCUCACAGAUGGUGGCGACGAUGCCAGCGAGAUGUCAGUGAAGAUCCCCGAGAAUUGGGAAGAGAAACCACUUGACGAUCCUGUUCGCACCCGUGUUCAGACAUAUCUUACUGCGAAGCGCAAUGGCCACUUCCCAUAUUCCUUGGAACCUCACCUGCCCACUACCAAUCCACCUCCUGUGUCUGCACCCACUCCGUCCACCCAGGUCAAUGUUCCCCUCUACCCGGGUCAAUGGGGACCCAUUGCCGUGCUCAAUCCUGUGCCCGUAUACACUCUGCCUAGUACACCCCAAACUCAGGUUGCCGCAGCAGGGCCAGCUCAGGCAUCAGUCUUAGGGGCUAAGUCGGGGAACAGGCAGGUCAAAGGAAAAGACAAAGAGAAAUCCAAUGAGAAAGGUACGAAAGAAUUUGAGUAUCAAUUCAUGUUGAACACGAUGGAUCCGAAGAAACAGAACGAAACCGUCUACUUUCCAGACUCGAAGUCCCAAUCACCAGAAGAGGUUCUCAAUGGAAUUCUCAUUAGGAUGAAGGUGGACCUCUCCAUGCACCAGAUCGGAUAUCGUUUAUCCGAUGAGAAGGAAUCCAUCUUCACUCAGAUCCGCAAUGUGGAUGAUUUCACUCGCGCUAUUCAUGCGCAGCGUGAUAUUCAAUCUCGUGCAUACAAAUCAAAGAAACUACGAAUUGUUAAUAAGGAUGCCGUCAAAAAAGAGCUUCGACCUAUGGCAAUCAAGAAGCGCCGUAGAGCCAAAACCCCAUCUGUUGACAACACUUCAUCCAUGCAUCGAGUAAUUUAUGAUGAACUUCACAAGAGACUCUUCUGCCAUGGUUGUGGGCGAUGCUGUUACCGCCAUCCUGAUGCUAAUUUCCACCAUUUGCAUGUCACAAAUGAGGCCCUUGCCCUUUGGGCGAAAGCAUUGGCCGAUGGGGUUAAAGGAGUCUCCUUUGUUGAGCCACCCAAGAGUCGUUUAUUUAGUGCUUCACCUCUCAAACCUCUCACGCAAUUGGAUGAUCCCCAUACCUGGAAGCGUGACCGAUCAACUUCUCCUCCUUCUCCGACUCAGAUGCCAGCCAAGCGCAGGAAGGCCCAUUUGGAAGCUACUCGCAAUAUACGAGCACUCUCAAAGGACUUCCAGAAUACCAAACAGUCCGUGGGUGACUGUCAAGUCCAAGUCCCGCACUCAAUCACCACUUCAGAGAAUAAACCCGUGGUCCUAGUCCCAGCAACUCCGAGUCCAGGGACCCGUUCAUAUGUUCUAGAUCUUUCUCCGAGUCCAGUCAAACAUGCUUCGACUUCACAGCACACCCACAUCUCUCAAACCCAGACAAACUCUCAGGGAAAAAAUUGGCGUUUUACUACUUGUGUGCAACAUGAGAACAAGCCCGCAUUGCCUCCAUCUCCUUCCAUUAUUGAAAUAUCCUCCGAUUCAAGCACUCCCGAGGAGUGCAUUUCAUUACCCUCGCCACCAGUGGCACACAUUGGUCCUGACUCCGACCACGCAUCUAACGAUAAUGAUGAAUAUGAUGGUGAGACUGCUCAAGAUGAACUGGCCAAUGAUCCGUGGGAGGAAAUCUGGUAA